Molecule: messenger RNA, 1065 nt
Organism: Xenopus tropicalis (tropical clawed frog)
Lineage: Eukaryota; Metazoa; Chordata; Amphibia; Anura; Pipidae
Product: adhesion G protein-coupled receptor E3
Exons: 9
Coding region: 1-1065 (354 amino acids)
Biological process (GO): G protein-coupled receptor signaling pathway; cell surface receptor signaling pathway
Cellular component (GO): membrane
Molecular function (GO): transmembrane signaling receptor activity; G protein-coupled receptor activity
Source: RefSeq, a predicted model, not a curated record
AUGACACAUUCCAAUGUCUCCCACACCGUCUGCUCCUGUGAUCAUCUCUCCACCUUUGCGGUCAUCAUGGCUCCCUGUGAUAUAAAGAAAGAUCGUGGCCUUCUCUUCAUCUCACGCAUUGGUCUUGGUGUAUCUGUUCUCUGUCUCUUUCUAUCUCUUGUCACAUUCCUCCUGUGCCGGUCCCUAAGGAGCGCUCACACCUCCAUGUUGAUAGCACUAUGCGGAUGUCUCUUUCUGGGACAGCUGAUCAUCCUGUUUGGCCUACCCCAAACCCAGUUUAAAAUACUCUGCUCUAUCAUUGCUGGCUGUCUCCAUUACAUUCUCCUCUGUGCUUUCUGCUGGAUGACUCUGGAGAGUGUCCUCCUCUUCCUCACUGUGAGAAACCUGAAUGCAAUGAACUACUUGACAUCCCGACGCUCUCACUUCCCAACUGCCUGUAUCAUUGGGUUUGGGGUUCCCGCAGUCAUAGUGGCCAUCUCAGCAGCAGUUUAUUCUAAAGCAUAUGGUACAGGGAAAAGUUGUUGGCUCAGUCUAAAUCUCAUUUGGAGUUUCCUUGGCCCAGUUUGUGUCUUCAUCACUAUAAAUACCACACUCCUGAUUUUGACUUUCUGGCUUCUCCGAGUGAAGCUUGCAUCUCUGAACACAAAUGUCUCAAGUCUUAAGAACACACGGUUACUGGCCUUCAAGGCCCUGGUUCAGCUGUUCAUACUUGGAUCUACUUGGAUCCUUGGCUUCUUCCAGUGUGGACCUGGGGCCAUUGUGGCAUCGUAUCUGUUCACCAUCUGCAACAGCCUUCAGGGGGCAUUCAUCUUCCUUGUGCACUGCCUGCUCAAUCACCAGGUAAGGGAGGAAUAUCACAAAGUUUUCCGUCGACUUAAUUUUAAGAAGCCAGGAUCACAGGGUGCAUUGGGCAACUCUGUUCCUAUGACCCUGAAAUCAGUAACUGCACUUGGAACUCUGAAACCAGAUAUUUUCGUAGAUCGUUCUUGCUGCAAGAAAGUCUUUGCCAAACUACUCGGCAUGCAAGAUCUGAGGUGCUCCAGCUUUAUACAGGAGACAGAUUAA